Molecule: messenger RNA, 647 nt
Organism: Vanessa tameamea
Lineage: Eukaryota; Metazoa; Arthropoda; Insecta; Lepidoptera; Nymphalidae
Gene: Tim8
Product: mitochondrial import inner membrane translocase subunit Tim8
Exons: 2
Coding region: 88-354 (88 amino acids)
Source: RefSeq, a predicted model, not a curated record
UCUAACCUAAAACUUAUCUAGCAUUUAUUAUAGCCAAAAAGAAAAGCGAAAACCCUGUAAGAAAUAAAAUAUAUUAUAAAUUACAAAAUGACUGACUUAUCGGACUUUUCAGCCGGAAAAGAUUCGGAACUACAAGACUUUUUGUUAGUAGAAAAGCAGAAAGCUCAAUUCCAUGCUCAGAUUCAUGAAUUUAAUGACUUCUGUUGGGACAAGUGUGUCGACAAGCCUGGUUCAAAGUUGGAUUCAAGAACAGAAACAUGCCUCACUAAUUGUGUCGAGAGAUUUAUCGAUGUGUCUCUACUCAUCACAAAUAGAUUUGCACAGAUGCUAGAGAAGGGUGGUGGCAUGCAUUGAAACUCAAAAACUUGAUUCUAUGUUGUGUAUAAUAUAGCUUUAUGAAUGUUGGUUAACUUGUAGUUUAGUGAAUUGGUUAUUACACAGAACAAUUUGAGUAAGUUUUUUUCCAAUUAACAUUUUGUUGUUAAUGUAUAAAAAUGUUUUGAAAUAAAACAAAAAAUGUUAAAGCAAUUAAUAUAUUGCUCCCAUUGCUGAAAUAAAUAAAAAUCCUAGUUUAAGGAUAUAUCCUUAUCGUAAUGCAUUUUUUCUUUAAUAUUGUUAAGACUAGAAAGAAAUAAACCUUAAAUACA